AUGGCAUCUCUGCGACUUAUCCUGCUACUUGUUGUCUUCAUCGCCUUCGUCAAUUGCCUUCCGCCUACCCAGUGUCAUUCCUCGCUACGGCCGAAGACAUCGUACCCUGCGAAGGAAAGGCCUGGUGGGCUGUACAGGAGAUUCAGAGAUUCUAUCAUUGAGAAGAUAUGGAACAUACGUGGCAGGAAUGGAGAAGAGGAGUGUUACAACACAGAACUGGCUCCGCGCAUACCUGCUCGGUUCCAUAUACGUUAUGGGGACGAUGCGGUCCUGCGCUUCCAGAUCAGGACCGAAGACGAAGCGAAAGCUCUUUCCAAAGUCAUAAGGAUGUUGUACAUUGAUGUCUGGGAUGCCACAGACGACUGGGUCGACGUCAGGAUCCAAAAGGCGGUCUUGCCCUCCUUCAUCGGACUACUCCCAUCAUCUCUACACCACGCAUACAAACCUCUCAUUCACGACCUGCCACGAGCCGUCUACGACACUUACCCAAGCUCUCCUUACUCAUUGGAAACUCCUCUUCUUUCAAGCCUUACAGCUCUCAACCGCGGUCGAACACACGUUGGUACGCCGCAGGACCUCUUCUUCCAAGACUACCAGCCACUUUCGGUGAUUUACCCAUGGCUACGCCUGAUGGCUUCAAUGUAUCCCACUCAUGCGGAAUUGAUCAGCAUUGGUCAGUCACCGGAAGAACGAGACAUACCCGCAUUAAGGAUAGGCGCCAAAACACAGCCCGGCGACGAACACGACGUUCGACAUACUCUGCUGAUUGUCGGUGGCGCCCAUGCAAGAGAAUGGAUUGGAGUGUCCACUGUUGCAUACAUAGCGUACAAUCUGAUUACUCGCUAUGGCCAUCCCCAUUUCCCUGCAGUGACAAAGUUGCUGGACCACUUCGACCUGGUUUUUGUCCCUGUCCUCAACCCAGAUGGCUACGAAUACACAUGGACCACGGACAGAUUCUGGCGCAAGAAUAGACAGUCGACUCACCUGCCAUUCUGUCCCGGGAUCGACCUCGACCGCUCGUUCCGUUUCGAAUGGGAUGGCCAUGAUUUGGACAAUGCUUGCAGUGACGAUUACCCUGGACCAGCACCCUUGGCGGCCAAGGAAGCUCAGCUUCUGACUGACUGGGCGAGGGGUCAGAUGGAGGACCGCAAUGUCUCAUUUGUGUCGUAUCUGGACUUCCAUUCUUACUCACAAGAGAUCCUCUACCCCUACACCUAUACCUGCGACAUUGACCCACCGAACCUCGAGGAUCUCGAGGAAGUGGCACUUGGCUUAGCCAAGUCGUUCCGAUUGACGAACGGUCACUACUACGAUGUGGAGAGGGCAUGUUCAGGAAGCACCACUUACCGCGACAAAGUGGACAAGAUCCGUGUACAGGUUGAUCCACAGGGAGGCUCUGCUCUGGACUUUUUCUACCACGACCUCGACGUCAAGCUUGCGUUUCAAAUCAAGCUCCGCGAUACCGGCACUUAUGGCUUUUUGCUACCAAAGUCUCAAAUCGUGCCUACUGGAGAAGAAGCAUAUGAAGCUGUCAUGGCCCUCGGGCGAUGGCUGUUGGGUAAUCACGGCAUUGAAAGUCUUGAUCCCGAAACUGUCUGGGGCGUAGAGACUGAAGCUGCCACGACCAAGGAUGGACAGGACCAAUCCGAGAAUAAUGAGUAUGAGGACUAUGAAGAGGAUGACGAAUGGUGGCAAGAUCUCAGGAAGAGACGUCGGCGUCGUUGA
Molecule: messenger RNA, 1725 nt
Organism: Exophiala spinifera
Lineage: Eukaryota; Fungi; Ascomycota; Eurotiomycetes; Chaetothyriales; Herpotrichiellaceae
Exons: 1
Coding region: 1-1725 (574 amino acids)
Biological process (GO): proteolysis
Molecular function (GO): metallocarboxypeptidase activity; zinc ion binding
Source: RefSeq, a predicted model, not a curated record